Messenger RNA from Staurois parvus, 371 nucleotides. NCBI's taxonomy places the organism in Eukaryota, Metazoa, Chordata, Amphibia, Anura, Ranidae. The record is from the annotation of a GenBank genome assembly.
ACAGCGGAUCCCAUGGACACAGCGGAUCACCGAUCAAUGAAAAGAGCCGAAGAUGUCAGCUCAGUCAUGUGAUAAGCUGUGUCCAAUCACAGCUGAUCGCAUGGCACUGAUGAUCAGUGUGCCCUGAUGAUCAGUGUAGCCCCAGCAGUGACACCUGUCAGUGUCCAUCAAUGCCAGCUGUCAGUGCUCAUCAAUAACACCUGCCAGUGCCCAUCAGUGUCACAUCAAUGCCACUUAUCAGUGCCUACCAGUGCACAUCAAUGCCACAUAUCAGUGCCCAUCUGAGCUGUCUUUCAGUGUCACCUAUCAGUGCCAGUCAGUGUCACCUAUCAAUGCCAGUCAGUGCCACCUAUCAGUGCUAGUCAGUGCUG